This is a messenger RNA of Racocetra fulgida, 592 nucleotides long. The record is from the annotation of a GenBank genome assembly. Lineage: Eukaryota; Fungi; Glomeromycota; Glomeromycetes; Diversisporales; Gigasporaceae.
AUGGAAGCUUCUGAGCAAUCCGCAACCUCAAUACCUAAAUGUAUGCGUGGAAUAACUUUAAUUCACUUUGGCAGGCGGACUUAUCGCGUUCCUACCGCUUCGAUUCCGAAAACUAAUCAUAAAGUGUUAGGUAGUCUUGAAUUAAAUGUUAACGGAAAAAGUGGAUAUAAUUUAAAUCAAAUUCAACGUGACUCAAAAACUACGAUCACAAUACAACGUGGAGAUGAUAAUGUUGAAAAUGUGGAAAAGGCUAUAAAACGUAUAGAAAAUUCAGUUAAAUGGGUGGUUACAGACUUUCAAUCUGAAGUAGCAUCACUCGCACUUCCCAAUGUAGAUGAAUCAAUGUUUAUUAAACCACCUUCUCUACAUCUCACUUUGGGUGUGCUAAAUCUACAUGCACAAGAGGAUAUUGAAGGUGCUGUACAAUUGCUUAAAAGUUUAAAUGCAGAAAUUUAUGACUUGGUAGGCACACGAUCCAUAGUUGCUAAGUUGUUAGGAAUAGAGGUCAUGGAAAAUAAUCCUGCCAAAGCGAAUGUUUUGUAUGCAAAGGUGGAGGAGUCUGAAGGCCGAGAUGUUAUUAUUAAAUUAGCAG